Molecule: messenger RNA, 3977 nt
Organism: Aquila chrysaetos chrysaetos
Lineage: Eukaryota; Metazoa; Chordata; Aves; Accipitriformes; Accipitridae
Exons: 2
Coding region: 427-1491 (354 amino acids)
Source: RefSeq, a predicted model, not a curated record
CACCCUGACACCUCCUCUAAGAGCCCCCCGGUGCCCCCCACCCUGCGUCCCCCCCACUCCAGGCGGGACCUCCUGGGACCUUCAGCUGCACCCAGGAGCCCUUUGCCCCUGGGACCGCCCCGAGUGCCCCGCAUCCCAUUCAUGCGCUGCCCCCCCCCGCCAUGUAGGACCCUCCAGUCACCCUCGUGACCCCCUUGCACCCAUUGCAACCCUGUGGGGUGGGGGCACCGGGACCCCCUCAGGCUGGGGGCACCCACAAGGCCUGGGUGGGUCUGAUGAGGCGCCUCUGGGGGUGCUGGGCGGGGGCCCCCCGAUGCAGCCCCCAACACCCCUCGCCCCGGGUGGCACCGUGGGGUGGGCAGAAGGCUGGGGUGCCCCCAAAUCUGGGGCAGCAAAGCGGGUGCCGGGGUGCCAGCCGGCCCCGGGAUGGGGGUGACACCCUCUGACACCUCAGGGUGCCACCCUGUAGCCCCCCCCGCCUCGCCGGGGAGCUCUCGGUGGCCCCAGAGGUGCCACCCCCUCGCCCGCGUGCAGUUGUGCUCACGCGUGGGCUCACGUGCGCGCGUGCCCCCUCGCGAACCUGCGGCACGUGCGCUCGCGCGGGUCCUCGUGCGGUGGGCGCAGGCGUGGGCGUGCAAGGGGCGUGCACGGCCGCGCGCGCACACGUGCGCGAGGCCGACCCGCACGUGGCGGCCGGCGAAGGCGCGCUUGUGCACGGGUGCACGCUGGCAGGGGUGUGCACGGUGCCAGUGUGCGGGGGGGGGGGCACGGGGACAAGGACGGGGGCCGGGUGCCCGUGUUGCACGCUCGCUGGCAAGCCGAGCUGCUGAGCGUGUUUCACACGAGCCCAAGGCCGCGGCGGGACUCAGCCGGGGCGUGAAAUGUUGGUGCCAGAGUUCUCAGGGUGCGCGCGCAAGCCUGAGCGUGCAACAGGCUGCGCGCAUUGGUGUGGGCGUGCAAGCGCUCGGUGGGAGCGUGCACACGCGCGUGCAAAGGUGCGUGCGGGUGGGAGCAGGGGCGCGUGCGCGUGUGCGCACGCGGGAGCGGGCGAGCGUGCACGGGAGCGCGAGUGCACGCCCGUGUGCCGGAGCGCACCUGAGCGUGCACUGGGGAGCGUGUGCACGCGCAGGUGUGCGAGCGCGUGGGCUGCGCCGCGCUCCCGCUCCCCUCGCCUGUCUCCCCCUCCCUGAAAUUGCCGGCGGCCGCCCCCGCUGCGGAGGCGUGCGAGGGGCUGGGGGGUCCCUGCCUGCACUGUGCCUGUGCCCCCCCGCCGGGUCCCCCCACCCGCUGCCAGCACCGAGGGGGCAGUGGGGACCCCAGCUUGGGGACGGUCCCCAGCUCCCAGCCAGGGUGACUGGGGUGGGGGGAGCAGUGGGGUGUCCCCAGGGUGCAGGAUCCCGGACCCCCCGGAGUGUUGGGGACCGAUGGGAGGUCCCCAGGGUGGGGAUCAGCUGGGAUGGGGACCCCCGGGGGAGGGAACUGGAGGGGUAACAGCACCCAUGGGUGCUCGUGGGGUUGCAGUGUCAGUCCCGGGGGGGUCCCCAGUGCUGACUGAACCCUGAGGCUGACCCUGCAGCCCUGCUUGGGCACGGGGUGGCCCUGGGGGCACUGGUACCACUCCUGGGGACCGCGGGGUGCCAGCGGCUCUGCAGGCACCGUCAUCCCUGCAGCAGGCCUGGGACACGGCGGUGGCGGUGGUGGGGGGGGGGGGCACGGGGGGGCUGGCAGCAGUGGGGGGCCGUGGGUGGUGACAGGCAGCCCGUGGGGACCGUGGGCGCGGGCAUCACCCGCCCGGCAGUGUGACGCAGCGAGACCCCUGCUCCCGCUGCCGGCUGGUGGCCGUCCCUCGUCCCCGGGCUCCGCUCGGGGGUCCCAGCACCGUCCGUGAUGGGCGAGUGACGCAGGGGUCCCCAGAGGGUGAGUGACCCCAGGGAUAGGUGUCCCUGAGGACGGGUGUCGCCAGGGACGGGUGGCGGGGUGCGGGAAGGUGACAGCCACCUUUCCCAAGGUCACAUUCCCCCGCAGCCCGCCAGGCUCGGGAGCUUCGCGCUGGCUUUGAACGUGACGUCUGGCCGCCCCCCGGCCCCCCUCGCUCGCUGGCAGCUGUCACCGUCGUCACCUUGGCCAGGGGACGCGAUGGCCCCCACCCGCCGAGCUGGGUCUGAUCGUCACGCCGGGGCGAGGCGUGGGGGUGCGCACCGGCCGCGCGCGUGUGCCCUUGCACGCUUGCACGGAUCCGCGCUCGCUCGCCUGCCCUCUGGUUUACGGCCGCGCUCACGCGUGCGCUUGCGCACGCGUGCGGACCUGCACACGCGUGCAGACGUGCACAGGCGGGUGGGCUUGUGCCUCUAUUUGCUCGCUUGCCCGCACACGUGUGCCAGCUCACGGGGGGUCUCCAACGCCUGCCCACGCGCACACGCGUGUGCACGGGUCGCUGCGCGCUGUGCAGCCAGGCCGGGGCGAUGCUAACGAGGCUUGGGAGGUCGUUAGGUGCUGAGAGGGGUGGGGAGGAGUGCGGGGGCCGUGGGACACAGAGGGGGACCCUGUGGGGGACCUGGGGACGCUUUUGGGGCGUGAGCCCUGCUGCGGUGCGGGUCCCCUGGCGCGGGGCGGCGGCCGCUAAUUAAAACAAAUUGGAAUCAUCAGCCCGCAGGAAAUCCCGCGGGAGCCGAGGCGGAUGCCAGCGCUUGCCAGCUCUCCUCACCCUCCCCGCUGCCAGCACCCCGUGUCACCCAGCCGUGGGGACCUGGCGGCUUCGUCCUCCCACCGGAGCGGUGGCGGGGUCCCCUUGUCCCCCCCGUGACCAGGAACGCUGUCCCCACGCGGUCCCACGGCCCCGCUGGCCCCUGCGGUCCCAGCGCUGGUGCCGGUUCCUCCCGGGCCGGCCGGAGUCACGGCACUGUCCCCUCCUGGGGACUGUCCCCCGUGUCGGGGACGAGCGCCGGCAUCUCCUGUGUCACUGCCGGUCACGUCCUUCCUGUGGGAUUUGGAGCCGCGGGUGGCUGUCCCCAACGCUGGGGGACAGGGGACACGGCGUCUGUUCUCGGCUGGUGACCUGCGGGUUUUGGGGCUCGUCCCCGAGGAGCCAGCGUGGUGGGGACCCCGUGGCCCCGGUUGGGACCAUUCCCGUGACCCCCAUCCCCCUGCGCCUCAGCCCCUGCUCGCGCCGUGCCUCAGUUUCCCCAAGGGACCGGGCUGGUGGGGACAGCGUGGCUGGGGGCUGGCUGGCCGGGAUGUGCACGGCCACGUGCGGUGUUGGACGAGCGCGUGUGACCUCGCGCAGCCUUGCACGAGCGUGUGUGACCUCGCACAGCCUUGCACGAGCGUGUACAGGUCUGUGGGGUCUCGCCUGGCAGGUCCCUCACGCCCGCUGCCAGAUCUCGUUAGCCCUAACGAGGCACAGGGCUGCCGGAGCAGCCGUCUGGAAGCCACCGUCGUGUUGCUCCCCCCCGAGGUUUUCACUCGGGGCUGUGACUGGGGUGACGUCCCCACCGCGGGGACACGGGGUGACGGUGCCGGGGAUGCCACGUCCCGCCGCGGGGGUCGGCGCAGGCGGGGGGCUGGCCUCUGCCCCGCGGCCACGUGUCCCCGUCCCGUGGGACUGUCACCGCAUGCUGUCCCCCUCCCCACGGCCGGGUUUCUGGGUCACCCCGAGGCGCCCCCCGAGCUGCGGGCUGGGCUGGCAGCGUCACGGGAAACUGCUGGCAGCGGGGACAGAUGCCACCAGCCUUGGGGACUGUGCACCCGGGUGGUGGGGACUCAGUGGGGGCCAGGUGGGCAGUGAUGGGGACCCAGUAGAUACCAGUGGGGACCUGCUGGGUGCCAGGUGGGCAGUGAUGGGGACCCAGUAGAUACCAGUGGGGACCUGUUGGGUGCCAGGUGGGCAGCAAUGGGGACCAGUGGAUACCAGUGGGGACCUGUUGGGUGCUGGUGGCAGUGAUGGGGACCUGCUGGGUGCCAGGUGGGCAGUGAUGGGG